Molecule: messenger RNA, 2353 nt
Organism: Zootermopsis nevadensis
Lineage: Eukaryota; Metazoa; Arthropoda; Insecta; Blattodea; Termopsidae
Source: RefSeq, a predicted model, not a curated record
UGCUUUAAAAGUAGGUAAAUGAGAGGUUAUGCAUCUGUUAUCAAUUUGAAAAUCAACUAGACAGAUUAUGUCUUAUUAAUACGUAGCCACACAUGUCUGUUUUUGUGUUGUGAAUGAUCGGUGCUUCUGAGUCAUGGCGAAUGCUCCUGGAAAUGUAGGCUUUGAGGAGUACGUCGAUAAUUUCUUGGCUGAGAACUCAGCCCUGCGUCGUAAACUUCAAAGCAAAUCCGAGGCUUUGCUAAUUCUGAGUAAGGAUCUUGACCAAUGUCGCACUGAACGAGAUCAGUUCAAGUUAAUGGCAGAACAGCUUCAGGACCGAUAUUCCAUGCUGAAGAAGAAAUCGCACGAUAUGGGUUUCAAUUACAUGAUGUUCUAUCCUGAUGGUGUGGACUCUAGCAGAUGUGGCAAAAGUCUGGCGCAAGUUUUAGGAGAAAGCACAGAACAGAACAAGGCUCUGAGGAUUGAGCUGGAGGAUCUACGACAGAAACUCCGUGAUGCACAUGGGGAUAUCAAGGUGCUACGUCUAAGUCUAGGACAGCAGCGUCCUGGCACAAAUGUGGGAGAGAAUCAGGCAUUCCCUGCACAUCAGAGGGAAGAUGACACAAAUCGGCAAGUGUGCACGCACAGCGCAGUCUUCAUUUGCCAGGUGUCAAAUUGUGUUGUGUUACAGUGCACGCAGAUGAGGACUGACCUACAGGCAGUGCUGGAUGAGAAGGAGGAGCUGGUCACAGAACGGGAUGCGUACAAGUGUAAAGUUCAUCGUCUGAACCACGAACUAAACGCUUUGUUGAAGGGAGACAGUAAGAAACUGGUUGACGUUGAUUCACUGGUCAUGGAGAACAGGUAUUUGAAGGAGAGACUUCAGCAAGCAGAGGAAGAGAAAGACAUGUCAAACCAAGCUCUCUCUAAGUAUAAGAGCAUGCUAGACAAGAAGCGCAGCAAGGGCACCGUUAAGCUUGGCACUAACAACACUGGCAUGGUCAUGUCUCACAAACAGGUGCAGCAGCUGCUUGAACGAGGCACAUCAGCACAGUUGCCCAAUACUGCUGCCACCCUGUCAGACUUGAAAUCACUAUGUCUUGCUUUACUGGAGGCUCUCGGAGAUAAGGUUCUUGCACUAGCUCAUCAGAAGAAAGCAAACAGGAUACUGGCGAGUCGCAUCUCUGACUUAGAACUGGCGGCACAAAGUGGGCGAGUGGCAGCUUUCCCGUCACAGUUGCUUCUGGAAGGCUAUGCCAGCUCUGAAGUGGACCGGGAAGUCGGUCACAUCGUGUCCGCGGAGCGUCUCGAUGGAUCGGAUUCGGAGGGAGAGUGCAUCACCAGCAUACAUCUUAACACUCGGCACCCAGAGGGUGCUCCUGCGGCAACAGAGAUAAAUCCAGGCGGCAGUCAAAGUGAUGUCACGUCAACUGACAGAGUUGAAGUGUCGAAAGCGCCGUCCGUGUCCAGACCGUCAGUGAAGGACCAUACAGUUACUGCAGGGCGCGAAUCAUGGCAGCAUCUGUCGGGCAGACAUACAGUCAGGGGCCCAUACGUGGAAGAUGCCGUCUCUCGCCAGACGUGCGUACCAGGACAAGAUGACGGUCUACCCCCACAGCUCCAGCAUCUCGUGCAGAAGGCUUUGAAUGAGAUGAAGCAGGAAGCCAAAAACGGAUGCUAACAGCGUCGAUUUAUUUUACGUCAAUAAACUACCUGAGAACCUACAGAUUUGUGCAAGAAAUUAAUUUGUACCUUUUGGGUAUUACAGAGAGAUUUUGGCCGCUAAGCCGGGGCACGGCUCCUCUGUCACGAGCGAAUGCCGUGUCGGUUGCCGCCUGUCUUAGUACGUAAGAGUAGGCGAUAGUGCGAUUACAGCGAAGUUUAUUUACCUUUUUUUUUUUACAGGAUAUGUUAAAAAAAAUUCCCCCUUAGCUUAUAGCAUUCUGCAUAAAUUUUAAAACAGAUUUGUGGAUCACGUGCUAUGCACACGUUAGAGACGGAGGAGUCCAGACUGACUUGAGUCAUGCUCCAGUUUAACGUCUGUCACCAGAUUUGAUUGUUCAUUCUGGCUUUGUCAUCUAAUUACUUUUAUAUUCUUCUGUAACUGUAAACCUGAGUGAAAAGCCAAAGGUAGUUGAAAGAGGCGUUUUACGUUAACAGCGGACAUGGCGAACCUUGAUAGUACCUUUGAUCACUUAUUUAACUUCUCUCACAUCGCAGGGCAAGCCGUAGGAAGGGAGCGACCGUGGGGUGAUAGAGGAACCAGGUACUUGUAUUUCAUUGUUCCACUUGUUCGUUUAUGUAUUCUGAUGUUUCACAUCCUUGGCUUUUACUGUGAAGAAUCUGUAAAAUGUAAAUAAAUUGUAAUUUUAAA